AUGGCCGAGUCUGCCUCCGCCGUCGUCGCCGCGCUGGCGGCCAAGUGCGCGGCGCUCACGUCCCAGCUCGACGACUCGGCGCUCGACGCCCAGCUCGCCGCGGCGGCGGGCAACGUCGCCGUCGCCGGCGCGCCGCCCGCGGCCGCCGUCCCAAAGUCCUGGGCGUCGGGCAAGGAGGACGCCAUCGGCGUGGCGCUCGCCAUCUUCGUCACGGCGGCCAACGACCUCGAGCGGGGGUCCGUGAAGCUCGCGCUCUGCUGCGGCGACGGGUCCGCGACGGGUGCCCAGGCCGCGAGUUUGUGCGACGAGCUCGGCCCCGCGGCGGACGCCUUCGCGACGGCGGCGCAGGUCCUCGGCGGCGACGGCGCCGGCGCCGGCGCGCCGCUCCGGGCCCUCGCGCGCGGCGCCGCGCGGCGCUUACUCGAGGCGCUCCGGGCGCUCGCGGCGUCGCUCGCGGCCGGCGACGGAUCGCAGAACGCGAAAAGCGGCGUCGUCUGGGAGGCCGCGGGCGCCGCGCGGCAGCUGCCCGCGUCGAACCGCGCGGCCUACCGCCGCGAGUUCCUCUCCUGGGCGACGGAGCUCAAGGACGCCAUCGCCGAGUUCGGCGAGCUCGCGGCCGCGGAGGCGUUCUCCUACGACGCCAUCGACGACGGCUUCGGCGGCGACGACGACGCCUACGGCGACGCGGAGCGGCCCGCGGCGGCGGCCGUCGUCGAGUGCCUCCGGGUGCUCGGCGCGACCUACAAGGACGUGCUCGUGGCCAUGGACGCCGCGGGCAAGGCCGGGGAUUUCGGCUUCGUGGCCUCCGUCUACGGCGCGGGCGCCGCGCUCCGGCGCAGCGCCACCACCCUCGCGGAGGAGCUCUACCCGCCCCUCGACCCCGCGACGCUCGGCGCGGCGCUCGAUGGGGCCGCCGGGGCCAUGGCCGCGGUCCUCGCGGUCCUCGACGCGCGCGCGGGGCUGCCGCCGCCGCCGCCGGGCGCGCCGCCGACGCUCCGCGCGCGCUGGGACGCGAAGCGCGACGCGGCGGCGGCGCUCGUCGCCGCGCUCCCCCCCGCGGAGCCCGUGCUCAUGGUGCCCCUCAUGUCUCCUGCGCUCUCUCAUGCGCGCAAGUAUGCGCUCCAGGGCGACUCCGCUGCUGGAGGCCUUGCUGGAACCUGCCGCUUUCAAAGUACUAUGGCACCGUCCCCGACGAUUCCGUUGACGCCGCGCGCCUCGGCUUCGCCUCGCGCUGCGCCCACGCCAGACACAUUGACACCGUCGAAGCGCCGCCGUGAUGGUGAUGAUAUCACGCGCACUCGACUGGAUUUUGAUGCGCUGACGACGCCGCCGCUGGCUUUGCCGGGCGUCGACGGCGCGAUCAACCCGCAGCCGGAAUGUGCGCUCAAAAAGUACGGGAAACAAUGUUAUAAGUGCGGCGAGACCGGGCACUGGACUCGUGAAUGUCCCCUUGAUGGAUCAAUGAUCGCCAGAUUCGCGAGUGCGUGUCCCCGCUGCCCGCGGAUGAUUAUCGCGGGCGAUCGAAUCGGGAAGAUCUUCGGCAAGUGGUCGCAUCACAGCUGCGCGUACGCGGCGUCGGCGCGGUCGAGACGGCCGGCGCUUCCGCCGCCGCCGCCGCCGCGGAGCGAGACCGACGCCGUCCUCGAGGAGCUCGACGCGGCCGUCUCGGGGCCCGGGAAGCUCAUCGUCGUGAACGGCGUCGCCGGAGCCGGCAAGUCGCGGCUGCUCCGCGACUGCUACGCGCGCGCGGGCCCCGGUUCGCGCAAGGUCGCGCUCGUCUUCAACGCGGACGCGGGCGCGGAGCUCCGCGCGGCCGGCCUCGAGGCCCGCGGCCGGAGCCUCGGCGCGCGGACCGCGCACAGCCUCGGCUGGGAGCUCUGCCGCGCGCUGCGGGGCGGCGCGCGGCUGACGGAGCGGGAGCUCGGCGACGACGACCACGCGGCCGCCGCGGACGCGGGGGCGCCGGCGCGGGGCGGCGCCGACAAGACGAAUCGGAUCCUCGACGCCUUCUGGCCCGUCGACAAGCUCUCGGACGGCGCGAGAGCGAAGAAGUCGCUCCGCGUCGCCGUCUACGGCGCGUUCGUGCGCGACGCCGUCUCCUUCGCCAAGCAGGCCGGCGUCGGCGUGGCCGAGAUCGUGCCCGACGACGACGAGGACGGCGCCUGGGACCGCGUCAUCGCGCGGCAUCGCCUCGGCGACCUGCUCUCGGAUUGGUCGUUGGACCGCGGGGGGCUCAGCGCGGCGCGGCAGAAGCGAGUGAAGCGGGAGUGGCCGGUGCUCGCGUCGCGGAUCGCGGAGGCGCGUCGCAUGGCGCGGCGCGUCUUCGCGGAGAGCGUGCGCCUCUGCGAGGCCGGCCGCUUCGACUUUGACGACAUGAUCUUCGCGCCCCUGCUGCUGCGCGGCGGCGGCGCGGGCGUCUUCGGCACCUUUGAGUUCGUCUUCGUCGACGAGGCGCAGGACUCGAGCCGCCUGCGGCGCCACCUAUACCGGAAGCUGCUCGCCCCGGGCGGGCGCCUGCUCGUCGUGGGCGACGACAACCAGGCGAUCAACGCGUUCGCGGGCGCGGACCACGGCGCGAUCGAGCGCUUCGUCGAGGAGAAUUCCGAUCUCGCCGCGCCGCGCUUCAAGCUGACGACGUGCUACCGGUGCGCCGAGGCCGUGAUCGACCUCGCGAACGACCACCUCCGCAAGGUCGACGACGCCGCGGACCCCAUAAUGAUGCGGCCGCGGACCGACGCCCCCGAGGGCCGCGUCGAGCGCGACGUCACCUUUUCGUCGCGUCCGCUGCCCCAGGAAGCGGGCGACACCGUCGUCCUCGGCCGCUGCAAUCGAGACCUCGUGCGGCUGCUCUACGUCCUCGCCCGGCAGGGGCGCACGUGCCGCAUGCGCGGCCGCACGGACCUCGCGAAGAAGCUCCGCAAGCUCGUCAGGGCUUGCGCGGCCUCGGGCGCGCGGGACCUCGACGACUUCGAGAGCGAGGCGACGUGGCGCGCCGCCAGGAAACAAUUCGACUUCGACGGCGAGGACAUCUGCGAAAUCCUGACUGUCGUCGUCGACGAGCUCCGCGCCGGCGAGCCCGUCGCCGACGUCGCCGAGGCGAUCGACGCGGAGAUCGCGGCGCGUUUCGAAAGCGAGGAGAAGAUGACGGACGCGCUGCUGUCCACCGUCCACAAGGCGAAGGGCGGCGGCUGGAAGCGCGUCUACAUCCUCCAGCCCGAAUGCCUGCCGCACCCCUAUUUGAUGAAGACGAAGCUCGACAAGCGCCAGGAGUACAACGCCUACUACGUCGCCAUCACGCGCGCGAAAGAGUGCCUCUACUUCCUGAAGAACGUGCCGCGGAACGCGCGCUUCGAGGACGUCCUCUUCCCGCCCGUCGGCGACGACGCGCUCGGCGCGAACAGCGAUUGCGACGACGACGCGCCCCCCCGCGCCGAGUUCGACUGGCGCCAAGCCUACCGCGACUCCUUUCGCAGCGGGUCCGACGACGACGACGACGACGCGGCCGCCGAGCCGCCGGCGACGACGGCCGACGACCUCGCGAUCCUCGGGUUCCCGCCCGACGCGUCGCCGGACGACGCGGAGAUCCGCCGCGCGUACCGGUUGGCCGCGCGCCGCGAGCUUCGCGGCGCGAGCGCGGAGCGACGACGACGACGCCUCGGGGGGCCGUGCGUCUUCCGCCUCGAGGUGCUCGAGGAAGGGCGCGUAGAUCGACGAUUUCGCGACGAUCCACCAGCCGGGCGCGCCGCCGGGCCGCUCUGGCGGCGGUCGCCGCGCGCGGAGGAGGAACAGGACGUCGGUGAACAGCUUCGGCGGCAUGCCGACGUCGAGCUCGACCAUGGCCACGUCCGGGCCCGCGAAGUCGAUGGACUGGACGGAGUCGCGCGCGGACGCGCGCGGAUCCUCUCGGAGGUGCGCGAAGCGCCGGUGGUCCGGCGAAGCCCAGCGAUUCUGUACCAUGUCGACGAAGUCGUCCGACGGUAUGGACCGGACGCCGUCGUCGGUGGCAAACGUGAGCCGCGCCUCUGGGUGGAAGACGCGCGCCAUGCCCGCGCCGUCCGCCCGUCGAUUCGAGCCGACGUAGCGCCCCCACGCGGCCUCGGCGACGGCCGCCGCCGCGUCCGGCGCGACGGCGCCGGCGAAGCCGCCGUCCGCGAGCGCGCCCGACGCGUAGACCUUGGCGACGAUCUUCCACGUCGCGCCGUCCCGCAGCAUGGCGACAAAGUCCGUGUAGAGCACCGGCUGGGUCGUCGGCGUCGGCGACGUCGGCGCCGCCGGCAACGCGAUCUGCACCUUGGCCGUGCGGAGGCUGUCUCCGAGAGCGCGCGUGCACAGGACGCGGUCGUGGCGGCGCAGCUCCGGGCUCGCGCCGCGCGUCAGCGCGCCGGCGCGGAAGGCGCUGUGGUCGCGGCUGACCACGGACCCGUCGGGAUCCAGGCCGAGCAGCUUGCCGCACGGAUGGAACAUGGCGUCGAAGGCAUCGCCGUCGCAGUCGUGGAGCGCGGUAAAGUAGAGCUGGAGGCAUGCCUCUGGCGUGGAUGCCAUUGCGCUGGUCGUGGGGCGGCUCGAAGCACGUCGAUAACGGGCUGCCACGGGCUCGCGCUCUAA
Aureococcus anophagefferens is the source of this 4605-nucleotide messenger RNA. RefSeq lists its product as hypothetical. The record is from RefSeq and is a predicted model, not a curated record. The transcript has 4 exons. Gene Ontology annotation, molecular function: 3'-5' DNA helicase activity; hydrolase activity; DNA binding. Lineage: Eukaryota; Pelagophyceae; Pelagomonadales; Pelagomonadaceae. Gene Ontology annotation, biological process: recombinational repair. The coding region runs from base 1 to 4605 and encodes 1534 amino acids. Gene Ontology annotation, cellular component: DNA helicase complex; cytosol.